AUGACCAACAAAAGUAACUACUCUAGGAAAUGUGACUUGCCCCCUAAAAAAAGAAAAGAUGCAAAUAUAAUCGAAGUUUAUUCUGACCUUGAUUCAGAAGAUAAAGAAGAAAAUUAUGAAGAAGUUUAUGCUACUUCAAGAAUAAAGAUCACUUCAUAUACUACUAAUAGGAGAGAGACUAAAGAGAAAAGUAAAAUGAUGUUUAAAUUUCAACAAAAAAUAAGGUUAAGAUAUAGAAAUAUAAGUAAAUCAAUUUCUCUUACUACUUUGAUGAAUAUUGAAGAAGGAAAUUUAACUCCAAAGUCUAGAAUACAUACGUCUCUAGAUAUUUGA
Funneliformis mosseae is the source of this 333-nucleotide messenger RNA. The record is from the annotation of a GenBank genome assembly. Lineage: Eukaryota; Fungi; Glomeromycota; Glomeromycetes; Glomerales; Glomeraceae.